UUCCCCCUCUCCUCCUCGCGUCCAGCCAGCCAUCGGCGUGGAGCGGCCGGAUUUGAAAAUCUCGGGAUACGCCCGCUUGUCCGCUUCCUCCGCUUCGCCGUCCUGAAAGCAGCGCAGGGAGGGAGCCCCCAGCCGCAACGGGAACCUCAUCUCGUCGCCUAGGAGCAGAGCAGCCGCGGCCGCAACAGGUAAGUGAGAAGACAAGAUGGUGCACAAGGAGCUGCCGCAGGCAUGGUGGUUUGACAGCCACAACCUUGCAAGACCAUCUCCAUGGCUGAACAACACACUUUCAGAGCUGGAUGACAAGACCAAGCAAAUGCUUCAGCUGAUAGAUCAAGACGCAGACUCAUUUGCGCAGCGCGCCGAAAUGUACUACAAGAAGCGGCCCGUGCUGGUGGACAUGCUGGGAGACCUGUACCGCACGCACCGCUCGCUGGCGGAGCAGUAUGAUCUGCUGAAGCAUGGCAGCGGCACACGCCAGACGGUGUUUGGCCUGUCUUCCUGCACUCAGAGCCGGUCUCAGGCGUCAUCCGUGAACGGCAAGACAACGCCUCGCUCCUCUUGCUCGGUCUCCAUCUACGACUCGGAGUCUGAAGUUGAUGACCCCGAGCAAGAAGAAGAACACGACCGAGAGCAGGUGGAGCUGAUGCGCGCUGAGAUCAUCAAGAUGGAGUUGUCGUCGCGGGAGCAGCAGCGACAGAAAGAGCAGGUGGAGCUGAUGCGCGAGGAGAUCAUCAAGAUGGAGUUGUCAUUGCGGGAACAGCAGCGACAGAAGGAGCAGGUGGAGCUGUUGCGCUCCGAGAUCGAGAGGCUCAAGGAGCAGAACGCGGCGCUGCAGAAGGCAGCCGAGGAGAACAAGGCGCUCAAGGCGGAGCUCGCCGGGAAGGAUGAGGAGAAGAGGGAGGUCAUCAGGCAGCUCGCGUCGUCCAUGGACAUGAUGAGGGAGGAGAACCUGACGCUGCGCGAGCACCUCAGGGGAUCCAAGCAUUCCACCACCUCCCGCGCGUUUGAUCUCAAGAAGGUAGCCAAGGAUCUCUUCUCCGCAAGGCUGUUCACCGCGCACUGCAAGCCUACGGGCCCCAUCGUCGCGCUGUGAAGGGAAUUCGGUGCAGCAGGAUCGAGUCGAGAAGAGAGAAAACAGCAUGGAUCUCAUGAUAUAUUUGGUGUAGAUCAUGUGCAUAUAGGACGGUGUACUAGCCUGUCCGUUUCUGUCCUUGUUCAGGUUUAGCAACUAGAGAGUGCUUGGCACCUGUUGGGCUGUAUUUACCUCUGCGUUGGUAGUUAAUUAUAGUUAUAUAUGUUUAGCCAUAUGGCGUUAAUUAUAGUUAAAUAUUCUUCUUCUAAGUUACUCCUCUAUGGUGCUGUGAGAUUCUUAGUA
Setaria italica (foxtail millet) is the source of this 1378-nucleotide messenger RNA. RefSeq names its product protein NETWORKED 3C. Lineage: Eukaryota; Viridiplantae; Streptophyta; Magnoliopsida; Poales; Poaceae. The coding region runs from base 206 to 1096 and encodes 296 amino acids. Gene Ontology annotation, molecular function: actin binding. The record is from RefSeq and is a predicted model, not a curated record. The transcript has 3 exons.